This is a messenger RNA of Acanthoscelides obtectus, 156 nucleotides long. The record is from the annotation of a GenBank genome assembly. NCBI's taxonomy places the organism in Eukaryota, Metazoa, Arthropoda, Insecta, Coleoptera, Chrysomelidae.
AUGAAUCCAAUGAAUUUUCAACCUGACUUUCAAACGAUCUUUGAAGGUCAAGGUCAUGGUCACGUAGCCUACUUCUCAUCCAGCAAGUAUUGUUUGAAAUGUUUUUUAAGAAAAUGUGAUGCUAAUAAGAUAUUUGAUUUGAUGACACUCUAUUGA